UGUUGGAAAGCUGCAUGCAGAUUCACUGUUUGAGGUAAAUAUGUGAAUAUUUUCAGUGAAAAUGUCUUCAGUUCAGCCUCAGAGAGAGUUUAUCAAGCAGCAGGAAACUCCUGCUGAAGAAACAUUCACAGAGUGGAAAGAAAUCAACGUUAAGAUGGAGGAAGAGAUGGACGAUCAGCGCAGACUGAUGGAUUUUACCCGGAUACCCAAGAUCAUCUUGCACCGGAUAGAUCUCCCACAAUGUCGUGUGUGUGAAAAUGAGGAGGUUCUCAAUGAAACAGAACCACAGAGGAACCAACUCAUCUCUCACGGCUCUCCAGAAACUGAGAACCGGAAUCAGGAAGGAAGCAAUUCUGAAGACCCAGGAAAAAGAAGAAAGGAAGGUCAGAAACAAAAGAAGAAAUAUGAGAAAACCAAACAGCAGAAAGACAGAACUGACACUGAAGAAAAAAUCAUGCACAAGAAAGCUCAUCCAGGGCAAAAAUUAUACUCUUGUAGAAUUUGUGAUAAAACUUUUUCUCGAAAGGAUGGCAUGAAGAGGCACAUGAGAAUUCACACAGGUGAGAAGCCGUUCUCUUGUGGGUCUUGUGGAAAAAGUUUCUCCCAAAAAUAUAUUUUAAAUUCUCACAUGAGAAAUUGUGCAGAUGAGAAGCUUUUCCCCUGUGGGAUCUGUGGAAAGAGUUAUAAUCAUAGAAAGAGUUUCUCUUAUCACAUGAGAAUUCACACAGGUGAGAAGCCUUUCUCCUGUGGGACCUGUGGAAAAAGUUUCUCUCAAAAAGAACAUUUAAAAGUUCACAUGAGGAUUCACACAGGUGAGAAGCCUUUUUCUUGUGGGACUUGUGGAAAAAGUUUCAGCAGUAGAGCCAGUUUAAAUCUUCACAUGAGAAUUCACACAGGUGAGAAGCCUUUCUCCUGUGGGACCUGUGGAAAGAGUUUCUCUAGAAAACGUAAUUUAAAUCUUCACAUGAGAAUUCACACAGGUGAGAAGCCUUUCUCCUGUGGGAGCUGUGGAAAGAGUUACAGUCAAAAACAGACUUUAAUUCAUCACAUGAGAAUUCACACAGGUGAGAAGCCUUUCUCCUGUGGCACCUGUGGAAAGGGUUACAAUGACAGAAGGAGUUUAACUGCACACAUGAGUAUUCACACAGGUGAGAAGCCUUUCUCCUGUGGCACCUGUGAGAAGAGUUAUAUUCAUAGACGUAGUUUAACUUAUCACAUGAGAAUUCACACAGGUGAGAAGCCUUUCUCCUGUGGCACCUGUGGAAAGAGUUUCUCUAAGAAAGAUCAUUUAAAUGUUCACAUGAGAAUUCACACAGGCGAGAAGCCUUUCCCUUGUGGGAGCUGUGGAAAGAGUUACAGUCAAAAACAGACUUUAAUUCAACACAUGAGAAUUCACACAGGUGAGAAGCCUUUCUCCUGUGGGACCUGUGGAAAGAGUUACAGUCAAAAACAGACUUUGAUUCAACACAUGAGAAUUCACACAGGUGAGAAGCCUUUCUACUGUGGGACCUGUGGAAAGAGUCACAGUCAAAAACAGAAUUUAAUUCAUCACAUGAGAAUUCACACAGGUGAUAAGCCUUUCUCCUGUGGGACCUGUGGAAAGAGUUUCUCUCAGAAAGAUCAUUUAAAUGUUCACAUGAGAAUUCACACGGGUGAGAAGCCGUUCUCUUGUGGGACCUGUGGAAAGAGUUUCUAUAAAAAACUUAGUUUAAAUGUUCACAUGAGAAUUCACACAGGUGAUAAGCCUUUCUCCUGUGGGACCUGUGGAAGGAGUUUCUCUAAGAAAGAUCAUUUAAAUGUUCACAUGAGAAUUCACACAGGUGAGAAGCCUUUCUCUUGUGGGACCUGUGGAAGGAGUUUCUCUGAAAAACGUAAUUUAAAUGUUCACAUGAGAAUUCACACAGGUGAGAAGCCUUUCUCUUGUGGGACCUGUGGAAGGAGUUUCUCUCAAAAAUGUAGUUUAAAUGUUCACAUGAGAAUUCACACGGGUGAGAAGCCUUUCUCUUGUGGGACAUGUGGAAGGAGUUUCUCUCAAAAACGUAGUUUAAAUGUUCACAUGAGAAUUCACACAGGUGAGAAGCCUUUCUCUUGUGAGACCUGUGGAAGGAGUUUCUCUGAAAAAGGUCAUUUAAAAGUUCACAUGAGGUCACACAGGUGAGAAGCCUUUUUCCUGUGGAACCUGUGGAAAGACUUACAAUGACAGAAGUAAUUUAACUAAUCACAUAAAGACUUUCUCAUACUGGAAACUUUUGCAAGGAAACAGAUAUGAUCCGUUUUUUUGU
Molecule: messenger RNA, 2282 nt
Organism: Poeciliopsis prolifica (blackstripe livebearer)
Lineage: Eukaryota; Metazoa; Chordata; Actinopteri; Cyprinodontiformes; Poeciliidae
Product: zinc finger protein 260-like
Exons: 2
Coding region: 62-2158 (698 amino acids)
Source: RefSeq, a predicted model, not a curated record